AUGAAAUUUCUAGCCGUUUUAUUACCACUCUGUAGCGCCACAGUAGCUGUUGUGCAAGCGAGAUCCAUUCGUAAAAGAGACACGUGCAAUGAUCCAAGUUUAGGCUAUUUUAUUACACUCAGCACUAUUACUGGAGAUCAAGCAUUUGAACAUUGUCAAUCCUUGGGUGGACGAUUAGCAACCAUUGGUACACACAACCUGGCACCAUUGACUGCGCUUGUCAAUAACUGUCUAGGUCCCAAUAGUCGCAUUCGUGUCCAAGCAUGGGAUACAAACACAUUUGGUACAGCUAGUUUAGCCAUGUAUACAGGCCCAAUGGCAGGUUAUGGCACUGUCAACAUGGCAUCCAAUGGAGAGGCACUGCAUGCUUUAUGUGCUAUGACGCAUGGUACGAUGGCCAACGACGUCUUCCUAGCAGAGCCUCAAAUGUCUAAACAAGGAGAUGGUCAAAGUUAA
This is a messenger RNA of Mucor velutinosus, 456 nucleotides long. RefSeq lists its product as uncharacterized. The coding region runs from base 1 to 456 and encodes 151 amino acids. Lineage: Eukaryota; Fungi; Mucoromycota; Mucoromycetes; Mucorales; Mucoraceae. The record is from RefSeq and is a predicted model, not a curated record. The transcript has a single exon.